AUGGUGCUAAACCCCUUCCAAUAUAAUAUGAUGUUGGUAAUGAUGACGACAGCGACGGCGAUAAUGAUGAUGAUGGUGAUGAUGAUGAUGAUGAUGAUGAUGAUGAUGAUGACGAACGAUGACGAUGACGAUGACGAUGACGAUGACGAUGACGACGACGAUGAUGCCGUUGCUGACGGUGUGUUGUUUCAGAAGGUUUUUUAA
Molecule: messenger RNA, 204 nt
Organism: Enterobius vermicularis (human pinworm)
Lineage: Eukaryota; Metazoa; Nematoda; Chromadorea; Rhabditida; Oxyuridae
Source: the annotation of a GenBank genome assembly